This is a messenger RNA of Mesocestoides corti, 2073 nucleotides long. NCBI's taxonomy places the organism in Eukaryota, Metazoa, Platyhelminthes, Cestoda, Cyclophyllidea, Mesocestoididae. The record is from the annotation of a GenBank genome assembly.
AUGCCCCCAGCCAGGUCUCGUGUCCAACUACAAAAGCAUCUCUUUACGACGAAAUACGAGACCAAGGCUCUGGGAGUGAAACGCUCAACGGCUAAGGUUGCGCUUCAUGAUCCAUAUGAACCCAAUGCUCUGGUACUUUACGAACCGCCGGAGCGUAAUGCUCACGAUUGCCUAAAGUCCGAUUCAGACAAGCAGUUAGUUCAUGUUGUUGUGGAUCCUAUUCUCUCGGGUGUUCUUCGACCACAUCAGAGAGAGGGAGUCAAGUUUAUGUACGAUUGCGUCACUGGCGUCAAAAUCCCUAACAACUAUGGUUGCAUUAUGGCAGAUGAAAUGGGCCUUGGGAAAACCCUGCAGUGCAUUACCCUAAUCUGGACCCUCCUGCGCCAAAGUCCUGAGGCGAAGCCGAUGAUUGACAAGGCUAUAAUUGUUACACCAAGUAGUCUAGUGAAGAAUUGGUACAAUGAAUUGAAGAAGUGGCUUGGUAACCGAGUGAACCCUUUAGCCAUAGACUCUGGCUCAAAAGAUGAAAUAGAUCGAAAUCUGGGCAAGUUCUUUUUGUCUUGUUUUGUAUUUCCUGGGUUUCUUGCUCAGCGAGGACCACGGAUAGCGAAUCCGAUUUUAAUUAUCUCCUAUGAAACCUUCCGGUUGCAUGUAGGGGAAUUGCACAAAGGUACCGUAGGACUGGUCCUCUGUGAUGAGGGCCACAGACUGAAGAAUUCUGAAAAUCAAACUUAUCAAGCACUUGUACAACUUAGCUGUCAAAGACGGGUGCUUCUUUCUGGAACUCCAAUUCAAAACGACCUCCUUGAGUAUUUCAGUCUUGUCCAUUUUGUGAAUAUGGGCCUUCUGGGUACGGCUGCGGACUUUCGGCGUAAGUUUGAGGUGCCCAUUCUCCGUGGUAGGGAUGCAGACGCGACUACUGAUGAGCAGAGUAAAGGUGAAGAAAAACUCCAAGAGCUUCUUGGGAUUGUCAGUCGUUGCAUCAUAAGGCGAACUCAAGCUCUUCUGACACAAUAUCUUCCUGUAAAGAUCGAACAGGUGGUAUGCUGCCGAUUAGCACCAGUCCAGGCACAAGUCUAUGCCACCUUUGUUGAAAGGAAGGCCCGUGAAGUGUCGGCCCAGCUCAGUGGGAGUGAAAAAAAGCUGUCUCUGUCAAGCCUCGCUUCGAUAACACAUUUAAAGAAGCUUUGUAACCAUCCUGAUCUCAUAUUUGAUAAGAUACGUCAAGGCUCUGAUGGCUUCGGUGGAAUGCUUGGUUUCUUCCCUCCCUCUUAUGCUAGCUGUCCAGAAACCGGUCGCCCUGCACAACCCGAACUUUCUGGUAAAUUCCAAGUACUUGACUGUAUCCUGGCUCUAAUUCGAACAACCUCAAACGACAAGGUUGUGCUAAUUUCGAACUAUACACAAACCCUGGACCUUUUCGAGCUCCUCUGCAAGCAUCGCAGCUAUGGCUAUUUCCGACUUGAUGGAACGAUGUCCAUAAAGAAGAGGGCAAAAGUCGUUGAACGCUUCAACGAGCCCAAUUCACCGGAGUUCGUCUUCAUGCUGAGCAGUAAGGCAGGUGGUUGCGGACUGAAUCUGAUUGGUGCAAACAGACUGGUGAUGUUUGAUCCCGACUGGAACCCAGCUAAUGACGAACAAGCCAUGGCUCGUAUAUGGCGCGAUGGCCAAAAGAAACAGUGCUAUAUAUAUCGUCUCAUAUCGACUGGUACAAUCGAAGAGAAGAUGUUGCAACGUCAAGCCCACAAAAAAGCCCUAAGUAGCUGCGUUGUGGAUCAACUGGAAGAAGUGGAGAGGCAUUUCAGUCUAGGAGAGCUGCGAGAAUUGUUCUGCUAUCAUUCGGAGACUCUCUCGGAUACGCAUGACAGAUUCAAGUGCAAGCGCUGCGUGAACCGCGUACAGACGAGGCCCCCGCCACCGGAGGCCGACUGCAAUUGCGACUUGUCGUUGUGGCACCACUGUUACCAGCGCAAGGCCCUCGACGACUACGUCCUCAAGGGCGCCUGGGACACCCAGAUGAUUAGUUUUGUCUUCUGGCAGCACUCCCACGAGGAGCAGCGCAAGACUGUCUAG